Messenger RNA from Drosophila guanche, 4437 nucleotides. It is a transcript of the gene timeout, whose product is annotated as protein timeless homolog. Gene Ontology annotation, cellular component: replication fork protection complex. The record is from RefSeq and is a predicted model, not a curated record. The transcript is spliced from 18 exons. Gene Ontology annotation, biological process: DNA replication checkpoint signaling; DNA repair; replication fork arrest. Lineage: Eukaryota; Metazoa; Arthropoda; Insecta; Diptera; Drosophilidae. Gene Ontology annotation, molecular function: DNA binding. Bases 99 to 4346 code for a protein of 1415 amino acids.
AGUUCGCGCGCAUUUUACAAUUUUGGAACAAAACAACAUUUAGUUCUGCUUUAUAAUUGUUAAUAAAUUAGUUAAACGCUUGUGUACCGCUUUUGGAAAUGUCUGUGUUGCUGGCGGACAUUGACGCCACCUGCGCGGCGCUUGGCUACAGCGAUGGAGAGCUCUACCAAGCCGAGCCGGAUGCCGCAGAGGGCCUGAAGCACUUGAUUUGGAUACUGAGACGCGAUCUGGACAAUCAUGAGUAUCGCCGCCAUCUGGGACGCGCCAAAGUGCUGCAAACGGAUUUGGUUUACAUGCUGCCCGACCACGUCCAUCACGAGGAGCUGUCGGACCUGUUGAUUCGCCUGCUGGUCAUUCUGACUAAUCCGACGCUGCUGCUGUAUCGCGACGGACCACCCAGCGACAAUCACGGACGCAAGGUGUUCAUGGAGUUGAUCGACAUACUGCAGGGCUACAAGGCGGCCUUUGCCAAGGACAAAAUCUGGACGGCGCUGUUCGACAAGCUCAAGCAGGCGCUGGAAAUUGGCUUUGCCAUACGCAGCGAGGAGCAAAAUUUACUGAUUGAACGUAUCCUCGUGCUGGUGCGGAAUGUGCUGCAAGUGCCGGCCAACCCAGAGGCCGAAUGCCGUGCGGACAAUGAUGCCAGUCUGCAUGAUCAGGUCAUUUGGGCGCUGCAUCAAACGGGCAUGCUGGAUCUGGUGCUGUUUGUCAUCUCCUCGCCGGAUGAGGAGCAGUUUCAUCUGCACGGCCUGGAGAUUGUUUGCUUGCUGUACAGGGAACAGACCGCUGAAUCCCUGGCCGAUGCUUCACUCCAGCGCAGUCUCAGCGAGAAGCAGCGGGAUCAGCAGGAGCUGCUGGCCGCUAGACGUCGCGAGCGUGCACGCCGUCAGGCUCGUCCGCCCACCGGCAGACACUCGCGCUUCGGCGGCACCUACGUCAUUCGCAACAUGAAGUCCGUGUCCGAUCGCGAUGUCAUUUGCCAUCAGGCUCUGGAGCGUGUCUCUGCGAUAGACUUUGAUCGCGAGAAGCAGCAGCAGAAGCGCUCGCAUCGGCACAUCAAAGAGGAGGCGCAGGUGACGCGCCGGAGCGCAUUUACAGUGAGAUUGUGCCUGCGCGAGUACUGCAUCGAGGUGCUGCGGUCCGCUUACAAUACGCUGGUGAGGCAGGUGCGUCGUGUGCUGGAACGCAAUGCCGGCUCGUCGAGUCACGAUGACUCCUAUCUAUUGUGGGCCAUACGAUUUUUCAUGGAGUUCAAUCGUUUGAGUGGUCUACAAUUGCAGUUAGUCAGCGAAUCGUUGAGCGUGCAAUGCUUCCACUGGGUCCUGACGCGCAUGCAACAUGACAUGGACAUGAUUGUGAGCGACAAGAAACAGGCGCGUCUCUGGGCCAAGCGACUGCAUGUUGCCCUGCUGACAUUCCGGGAAUUGCUGCAAAGCUUGCUGGCCCUGCAGAAGCUCAAGGAUGACAACGCGCGGGCCCUCUUUGAUAUGCUCCUGAACAACGUAUGCUAUGUCCUGGAGUACAGGGAGACAAUACUGCACUUGUUAAUGAACUACAACGAGGCGCACAGCACAAAGGUCUUCCUGCGCGAUGUGGUGGAAACGGCCAACGUUUUCAUUAAAAUGAUGGAGCGAUUCUGCCAGGACUCUGUCGUUGUGCAGGACAAGCGGCGCGUCGCUGGGGGCCGCAGGAAGAAGCAGCCGAAGGCCAAAACCAAACAGACAGCGGCCCCACAGCCCACGGAGGAUGAAUUGUCGAGCAAAUGGGCUGAAAUGGCAUCGGAAGUAUGCACCGUGCUCUACGGAGGAGUCAACCUGCCCGAGGAGGAGCUGCCCCUGCCCUUUGAUGCGGCAUCCGACAAGUCAAUCGAUGAUCAGCGCGAGGAUUGCAUGAUUCGCAUAAAUAAAAUGCUGCGCACCGGGAAAUUGGAGCAGGCCAUCGCCCUGCUCCGUGCUGCCAGGGAGGUCUGGCCGGAGAACGAUGUGUUUGGCGCUCCUGCCGCGGAACCCAAAGAUGAGCUGCUGCUAUUGCGUGAGAUUUUCAUGCACAAUAUUACAACAGUUGAAGCCCUCGAAGAGGCCCCAAAUGAUGGAGACGCUGACGAGGAUGACGAAGAUGAUGACGAUGUGGAGAACGAGGAAUUCGAGGAGCAGAAUAAAGGACUCACCGAGAAAACGUUCAAAUUUGAUGAUUUCGCCCGCAGAUUGCUGCACCCAAAGAUUGUACGCGCCUGCACUUUGGUGCUCACAGACUGGACACAAAUACCCACCAGAUCCCUCAAGGCUGCUGUUACCGUGCUCCAUCGCAUCGCCUAUGGCUGCUCCUGUCCGGGCAUGCUCUUCCAGGCCAAGCUGUUUCGCAUCUUUCAACAAGUUCUCAGCGUGGAACGUGACGCCCAUCAGGAGGAGCUGCGUCGCCUGGGCAUCUAUGUGGUGCGCAAAUUUGUCGACGUGGCACCAACUAAUCCCAAAAUCUAUGCAGAGUUAUUAUUUUACAAAGGCAUCAGGGAGGCAAAUGAGCUCGAGACUGGCUAUUGUGAUGCCUAUGAAGCUGGCACCAAAGGCGCUUGGAGCGAGGAGCAGGAGUCGGAGCUGCGCUUUCUGUUUGAGGAGAAUCAACGCAAUCCCGAAACCGAUAAGGAUGUGAUUGAUUGGAUUCUGGACAAUUUGGCCGACAAGACACGCACUCGACGUGGUGUCCUCAAGAAGAUGAAGGAGUUGGGUCUGCAAUUCAAGGCGCCCACCAAACGCUCUACAAAGUCCGGGCAGAGUGGAAAAAACCUUUGGCAGCCGGAAGAGGAUGAAAUGCUAAGAAGCUUAUACGAUCAAUAUCGCAUCGAGCCGGAUUGCCUGCAGCGCAUUGUGGAAGAGUUUGGAGAGCAGCGCAGCAAGCAGCAGAUCAUCAAGAGAAUGCUUCAGAUUCAUUUGAUAGCCGACAAGUCGGAGAUAUUGCCCAGCAAAGGGCGCGGCAAGGGCCGGUCCAAGAGGCAGCAGGAGGAGACGAACAGCGAUGGAGACAACGACAGCGAUGAGGACAUGGAAGAGCCCAUGUUUGAGGAUGUUGGAGCUGCCACUCAGCGAGAACACAAAUCCAGGCCACGUCCGGUGGUGCGCACUCCCCUAGACGUGGGCACGGUCCAAGCUCUAAUCGCUCAGGUGGACACGGAAAAGUAUCAGCCGGCCAUUGAGUGGCUCCAAGAAAGCCUGAACGAUGCCAGCGAGGACACGGACGAGCCAGCGGAGGCUGAUGAUGGUGUGCCGCUGCUGCCUUUGCUGCAGGCCCAAAAGGAUGCCAUGGAGGAUGGCGACUUUCAGAAGGUACUCGUGGCUCUGGGCAUGCAGCCGCCAAUUGCUGGCAUGGAGAAUUACUGGCGAGUGCCGACUUAUUUGAAUGCCGCUGACUUGAAGCUGCGCGCGAGAAUCCUGGCCGGUGAGGAGGUGGAAAUGGAAGCAGAGAAUCUCCAGCAGGAGGACGACGAGGAGGGCUAUCUGGACAAGCGCAGCAGGCAGCGUCAGCAGGCCCAAGCGGAGAACAUAGCAGCCGAGCAGCAGCGCCGGCUGGACAGCUUAAUGUUCAGCAAAAGCGAUGACGAUGAUCAGGCGGAGCAACGAGCGCCGCUCAAAGCAAGGGCAGAGGCAGAGCCAAAGGCCAAACGACAGCGCAAGGGCAAAGCCAAAGCCAAAGCCAAAGCUUUGCAGACAAAGACUGAGUCCGAGGAUGAGGCUGAAGUCAAUGAAAUUGCCCGCAAAUUGGCACGCAAGAAACGACAGCCUGAUGUGUCCAGCGAGGAGGAGGAUGACGAGCCACAGCAGAAAGCAACGAAGCAGCCGAGCAGCGCCAGCACGGAUGAUUUAUUUGAACAAUUGAAAACGAAGCGAGCCACUAAAAUCAAAGUGGGCGAUAUGCUGCUAAAUGAGUCAACAAAGAAGGUCGUGGAGGAGGCAGACGAUGAUGCAUUUAACUUUAACUCGGAGGACUAUCGUGCCAGGCUGCUGGAGCUGGAGGAUGAGGCGGAUGAGCAGCCGGAGGAAGCGGAGAACAAAGAGAACAACACGAGCAGCAGCAAGGAGAAGCUCCCAUCGUUGUCGUCGUCCUUGCAGCGUGCACGUCGCGUUAAUGUAAUUGACUCGGAUAGCGACAACGAUGGUGGCGCCUCGCCUGCUGACAGGACAAACAAACGCCCACGCAGCGACGAUGGACAAGAAUCAGACGAGGCGGAGCAGCAGCAAAGCGACGAUGAUGCCAAUUUUCUCUCUCGCAAAAAGCCAGCCAAAGUCGUCGAGAAGCCAGCCAAGCGGCGACGUGUGGCCGUCAUCGAUGACGACGACGAUGACGAUGAGUUUUAAUGCACUUCAGUUUUGAUUUUUAAUUGCAUAGCCAGCAAAAGUUAAGCGCCCGAAAUAAAUGUAACCUUUUUAUUGUCAAUUGCACAUCAGA